This is a messenger RNA of Symbiodinium sp. CCMP2592, 12720 nucleotides long. The record is from the annotation of a GenBank genome assembly. NCBI's taxonomy places the organism in Eukaryota, Dinophyceae, Suessiales, Symbiodiniaceae.
AUGGGAGGGCCUGCCGGACCCGGCGGCCCAGGCGGCAACCCUUUCGAGCUGGGGAAGUCGAAGGCUCGCAUCAUCAAGGAUGGGGACACGAAGGUCAAGUUCGCAGAUGUGGCUGGAUGCGACGGUGCCAAGCUGGAGUUGGUGGAGGUCGUCGACUUCCUGAAGAACACCUCACGCUACUCGGAUCUCGGUGCCAAGAUCCCCAAGGGCGCCCUCCUCGUUGGCCCGCCGGGUACAGGCAAGACACUACUGGCCAAGGCCGUCGCCGGAGAAGCUGGUGUUCCCUUCUUCAGCAUCUCUGCCUCGGAGUUCGUGGAGAUCUUCGCAGGCAUCGGUGCCUCGCGGGUGCGCGACCUUUUCGAGCAGGCCAAGAAGUCUGCCCCCUGCAUCAUCUUCAUCGACGAGAUCGAUGCGGUCGGCCGUCAGCGGAGCGCAGGCUUUGGACAGGGCAACGAUGAACGGGAGCAGACGGUGAAUCAGCUUCUGACCGAGAUGGAUGGCUUCGAGGCGAACAAGGGUGUCGUGGUGAUUGCGGCCACGAACAGGGCAGACAUCCUUGAUCAGGCCUUGGUGCGCCCGGGGCGCUUCGAUCGCCAGAUCCAGGUGGACCCACCUGAUGUGCAGGGCCGCUCCGAAAUCCUGAAGGUCCAUGCCAAGGGUAAGAAUCUGGCGCCCGGCGUCGACCUUACUGCCAUUGCCAGACAGACGCCCGGCAUGUCCGGCGCAGACCUUGCCAACUUGUUGAACGAGGGCGCCAUUACAGCGGCACGCCAGAACAAGGCGGAGAUCGACUCCGACGACAUCUUCAAUGCCCUCGAGCGCAUAGCUAUCGGCCUGGAGAAGAAGGAUGCGGUGAUGUCUGAGCAGAAGAAGAAGUUGGUCGCAUACCAUGAGGCCGGUCAUGCCAUCCUGGGGGCACUGAUGAACGAUUAUGACAUCGUGGCAAAGAUCAGCAUCGUUCCUCGUGGACCAGCUGGUGGUGUCACUAUCUUCAUGCCUUCCGAAGACAGGCUCAACUCUGGACUGUACUCGAAGGAGUUCUUGGAGAACCGCAUGUGCGUCGCGCUUGGUGGCCGUUUGGCUGAGGAGAUCAUCAACGGCAAGGACAAUGUGACCACUGGUGCCUCCAAUGAUUUCCAGCAGUGCACACAAGUCGCAAAGCAGAUGGUCAUGUCUCUGGGCAUGUCCCCGGAGAUUGGCCAGCGACUUCUCGGAGGACAGCAGGGAGGAGGACCUUUCAUGGGCCGUGACUUCAUGGGCCAGGGCGCCCCUCCCAUGUCGCAGGCUCUGAAGCAGAAGGUGGAUGCGGAGGUCAAGCGCAUCGUUGACGAGCAGUACCAGCGUGGAAUGACGCUCCUGCGGGAUAACAUGUACCUCCUGGAUGAGCUUGCGAAGCUCUUGAUGGAGGAGGAGAAGGUGUCUGGGGAGCAGCUCAUGAAACUGAUCAACAAGGCAGCUGCAGAGGGCAAGCUCAUCAUGGGCAAUUCUCAAAUGGCUGUGGCAGCCUACACGGGCGAGGUAAUCGAGACAACGGCUGAAGUUUCCAUGCCUCGUAAAACACAGUGCGUCCACCCGGACAAGCCGAUGAUGCUUCUCGGUGGGCAGUUCGCAUGCGCCGACUGCCCUCGUCGUGGCUUCUGUGGCUCCACUCGUGCUGCGCCGCGGGAUGGCAAGGCCGCCCGCAGCGCUGUUGCUCGGCUCGGGCUGGCAACGCCAGAGGCGGAGAGCCGAGAAUCGACGAGCGAGGAAGUGAUGCGCCGCGUGAAGGACAUGGCCUCCGAGGUCUCCACGGGUGCUGCGCUGCCUGAGCACGUGGUGAAGCACGCCGCGGUGCAGGUCCUCGCCGCCCUGGCCGCCACCGCAGCACCGCUCGCAGCCAAGGCAGACGAUGUCCCCGCACUGCAGUCUGUGGGAGCACCGCAGAUGCAAAUGCAGCAGCCUGGUGGGGGUGGUUUCGCCCGGGUCACCGGGCGUGUGACCUACUCGCGUCUCCUCGAGUUCGUGGACGAGGGCUCUGUGAAGCGUGUGGACUUCUACGACCUUGGUCGCACGGCGGUUGCCACCGUUUCUGUGGGUGGCCGCGAGCAGCAGCUUGUGUGCGAUCUUCCAGGAGCCACCACGGGCCUUAUCGAGAAGCUCACGACAAAGGGUAUUUCCAUCGAGGUCCACCAGCCGGAGAAGCCCAACCCUUUGUUCAACGUGCUCGGUGAUGUUGCCUUCCCGCUUCUGCUGAUCGCCGGCCUGCUCUUCCUGCGCUCCCGCGCACCGGGUGGCGGCGGCAUCCCAGGCUUUGGCAACCAGGGCCAGGCGAAGAUUAUGAUCACGCCAGAGACGGGCGUGAAGUUUGAAGACGUGGCCGGGAUUGACGAGGCGAAGGAAGAGCUCAUGGAGAUCGUGGAUUUCCUCAAAGCACCAGAGAGGUUCGUGAAGGUUGGUGCCAAGAUUCCCCGUGGCGUCCUGCUGACGGGGCCUCCUGGCACUGGUAAGACACUGAUGGCCAAGGCUCUUGCCGGCGAGUCUGGUGUGCCAUUUAUCCAGUCAUCAGCCUCUGAGUUCAUCGAGCUCUUCGUCGGUGUGGGUGCUUCUCGCGUGCGGGACAUCUUCAAGCAGGCAAAGGAGAAAGCGCCCUGCAUCGUUUUCAUUGACGAGAUUGAUGCUAUUGGUCGUCAGCGUGGGGCCGGCAUGGGCGGUGGCAACGACGAGCGUGAGCAGACUCUGAACCAGAUCCUCACGGAAAUGGACGGCUUCGAGGGCAACAGUGGCGUCAUCGUCGUUGCUGCCACGAACAGGUCUGACAUCCUGGACAAUGCUUUGCUGCGCCCCGGCCGCUUUGACCGCCGUGUGCAAGUCGGCCUCCCAGAUGUCAAAGGCAGGGCACAGAUCUUGGAAGUUCACGUCAAGAACAAGAAGCUGGACGGUGAGAUCACGCUCAUGGACAUUGCCAAGCGCACUGCGGGCUUUUCUGGUGCCGACUUGGAGAAUCUCAUGAACGAGUCGGCCAUCCUCGCGGCACGUCGCAACAAGAAGGCGAUCAGCAUGGAUGAGAUCAACGAUGCCACGGACCGAGUCAUCGCCGGUCUGGAGGGUCGGGCACUGCAGGACAACGCGGCAAAAAAGCUCAUCGCAUACCACGAGGCUGGACACGCCAUUGUCGGCACUCUGCUCCCGUACCACGACCCUGUCAACAAGGUGACUCUGAUCCCUCGUGGGCAGGCGAAGGGCCUGACUUGGUUCACUCCCGGAGAGGACCAGAGCCUGAUCUCGGCCGCCAUGCUCAAAGCCCGCAUCGCCGGCGCCCUGGGUGGACGGGCAGCGGAGCAGCUUGUCUUUGGAACCAGCCAGGUGACCACUGGUGCUGGCGGCGACCUCCAGCAAGUAGAGCGAAUGGCCCGGGCUAUGGUCACACAGUUCGGCAUGUCAGAGGUGGGCUCCCUUGCCAUCGAUGACGGCGGUUUCAUGGGCCCCGACUACUCCGAGGAGCUGAGUGAGAAGAUCGACACAGCCAUCAAGCAGAUCUCGGAUGAUUGCUAUCUCAAUGCCUUGAACAUCCUUAUGACGAAUCGUGCUUGCCUCGACCGAGUGGCAGACGAGCUGACGGAGACGGAGACCAUGACUGGCGACCGUCUUCGGGAGAUCAUCGCCGAAUACGUGGAGGUCCCCGAGACCGCGCUUGCCGGCGCAGCGGCAGCGGCAGCCCUCCUCGCAGCUCCCAGCUUCAUCGCCCCCGGCGCCGGAGAUGCCCCGCGCCAGAUGCAGGCCCAGACACGCAGCCAAGUCGGCAGCACUUCGACUAGUGACGAGGCCAGCCAUCUGAACAUGGCAGCUGCCGGUGCGAGUGCGGCGGCAAUGGGUGCAGUCGCAGCCAUGGGCCCGCGCCGAACAGCCAAGCGCAGCCGAGCAGUGGUAGCUACGCAGGCGCAGAGGGGGCAGGAGAGCCCCAAAGGACUUUCCGAGCUGGUGGUCUUGGCCGAGCAGCUUCUGAGGCAACCAGAGCCACAACAGCUGGCGCUUCUGGUGCAGCAGCUCCAGGCCUUUGCCGCAGCAGAACUGCGACGUGGUGCCGCCCUCUCUGGCCCGACUGCCCGAGCCUUUGCUGAAGUAGCCACCGGUGCAAGCGAUGUGCUGCGCGAGGGCACUGAGAAACAGCUGCGCUGGGCAGCCGGUGCUGCCGCAUCCUUGCUGUUGACUUUCAGUGUCAGCCUGCAGCCUGCCAUGGCAGCGGAUGUCGUGAACUACUCUGACUUCAUGGAUUCCGUCAACCGCGGUGAUGUCGAGAUGGUGCGCGUCCAGGAUGAUCAGCUUUCGGCACAGUACACGACCAAGGAUGGCGCUCGCCAUGAGGUGAACUUAAUCCCCAAUGCUCAGGUCGAGGACCAGCUGUUCAAUACUUUGGCACAAAAGAAGGUGGAUGUCGUCAUGCAGACCCCUGGUGCCAACCAGGGUGGGCCCUUAGACUUCCUGGCACGCUUUGCCGGCCCCAUUGCGUGGCUCAUCGCCGGUCUCCUCUUUCUGUUUGGAGGUGCGGGCAUGGGAGGGCCUGCCGGACCCGGCGGCCCAGGCGGCAACCCUUUCGAGCUGGGGAAGUCGAAGGCUCGCAUCAUCAAGGAUGGGGACACGAAGGUCAAGUUCGCAGAUGUGGCUGGAUGCGACGGUGCCAAGCUGGAGUUGGUGGAGGUCGUCGACUUCCUGAAGAACACCUCACGCUACUCGGAUCUCGGUGCCAAGAUCCCCAAGGGCGCCCUCCUCGUUGGCCCGCCGGGUACAGGCAAGACACUACUGGCCAAGGCCGUCGCCGGAGAAGCUGGUGUUCCCUUCUUCAGCAUCUCUGCCUCGGAGUUCGUGGAGAUCUUCGCAGGCAUCGGUGCCUCGCGGGUGCGCGACCUUUUCGAGCAGGCCAAGAAGUCUGCCCCCUGCAUCAUCUUCAUCGACGAGAUCGAUGCGGUCGGCCGUCAGCGGAGCGCAGGCUUUGGACAGGGCAACGAUGAACGGGAGCAGACGGUGAAUCAGCUUCUGACCGAGAUGGAUGGCUUCGAGGCGAACAAGGGUGUCGUGGUGAUUGCGGCCACGAACAGGGCAGACAUCCUUGAUCAGGCCUUGGUGCGCCCGGGGCGCUUCGAUCGCCAGAUCCAGGUGGACCCACCUGAUGUGCAGGGCCGCUCCGAAAUCCUGAAGGUCCAUGCCAAGGGUAAGAAUCUGGCGCCCGGCGUCGACCUUACUGCCAUUGCCAGACAGACGCCCGGCAUGUCCGGCGCAGACCUUGCCAACUUGUUGAACGAGGGCGCCAUUACAGCGGCACGCCAGAACAAGGCGGAGAUCGACUCCGACGACAUCUUCAAUGCCCUCGAGCGCAUAGCUAUCGGCCUGGAGAAGAAGGAUGCGGUGAUGUCUGAGCAGAAGAAGAAGUUGGUCGCAUACCAUGAGGCCGGUCAUGCCAUCCUGGGGGCACUGAUGAACGAUUAUGACAUCGUGGCAAAGAUCAGCAUCGUUCCUCGUGGACCAGCUGGUGGUGUCACUAUCUUCAUGCCUUCCGAAGACAGGCUCAACUCUGGACUGUACUCGAAGGAGUUCUUGGAGAACCGCAUGUGCGUCGCGCUUGGUGGCCGUUUGGCUGAGGAGAUCAUCAACGGCAAGGACAAUGUGACCACUGGUGCCUCCAAUGAUUUCCAGCAGUGCACACAAGUCGCAAAGCAGAUGGUCAUGUCUCUGGGCAUGUCCCCGGAGAUUGGCCAGCGACUUCUCGGAGGACAGCAGGGAGGAGGACCUUUCAUGGGCCGUGACUUCAUGGGCCAGGGCGCCCCUCCCAUGUCGCAGGCUCUGAAGCAGAAGGUGGAUGCCGAGGUCAAGCGCAUCGUUGACGAGCAGUACCAGCGUGGAAUGACGCUCCUGCGGGAUAACAUGUACCUCCUGGAUGAGCUUGCGAAGCUCUUGAUGGAGGAGGAGAAGGUGUCUGGGGAGCAGCUCAUGAAACUGAUCAACAAGGCAGCUGCAGAGGGCAAGCUCAUCAUGGGCAAUUCUCAAAUGGCUGUGGCAGCCUACACGGGCGAGGUAAUCGAGACAACGGCUGAGGUUUCCAUGCCUCGUAAAACACAGUGCGUCCACCCGGACAAGCCGAUGAUGUUCGCAUGCGCCGACUGCCCUCGUCGUGGCUUCUGUGGCUCCACUCGUGCUGCGCCGCGGGAUGGCAAGGCCGCCCGCAGCGCUGUUGCUCGGCUCGGGCUGGCAACGCCAGAGGCGGAGAGCCGAGAAUCGACGAGCGAGGAAGUGAUGCGCCGCGUGAAGGACAUGGCCUCCGAGGUCUCCACGGGUGCUGCGCUGCCUGAGCACGUGGUGAAGCACGCCGCGGUGCAGGUCCUCGCCGCCCUGGCCGCCACCGCAGCACCGCUCGCAGCCAAGGCAGACGAUGUCCCCGCACUGCAGUCUGUGGGAGCACCGCAGAUGCAAAUGCAGCAGCCUGGUGGGGGUGGCUUCGCCCGGGUCACCGGGCGUGUGACCUACUCACGUCUCCUCGAGUUCGUGGACGAGGGCUCUGUGAAGCGUGUGGACUUCUACGACCUUGGUCGCACGGCGGUUGCCACCGUUUCUGUGGGUGGCCGCGAGCAGCAGCUUGUGUGCGAUCUUCCAGGAGCCACCACGGGCCUUAUCGAGAAGCUCACGACAAAGGGUAUUUCCAUCGAGGUCCACCAGCCGGAGAAGCCCAACCCUUUGUUCAACGUGCUCGGUGAUGUUGCCUUCCCGCUUCUGCUGAUCGCCGGCCUGCUCUUCCUGCGCUCCCGCGCACCGGGUGGCGGCGGCAUCCCAGGCUUUGGCAACCAGGGCCAGGCGAAGAUUAUGAUCACGCCAGAGACGGGCGUGAAGUUUGAAGACGUGGCCGGGAUUGACGAGGCGAAGGAAGAGCUCAUGGAGAUCGUGGAUUUCCUCAAAGCACCAGAGAGGUUCGUGAAGGUUGGUGCCAAGAUUCCCCGUGGCGUCCUGCUGACGGGGCCUCCUGGCACUGGUAAGACACUGAUGGCCAAGGCUCUUGCCGGCGAGUCUGGUGUGCCAUUUAUCCAGUCAUCAGCCUCUGAGUUCAUCGAGCUCUUCGUCGGUGUGGGUGCUUCUCGCGUGCGGGACAUCUUCAAGCAGGCAAAGGAGAAAGCGCCCUGCAUCGUUUUCAUUGACGAGAUUGAUGCUAUUGGUCGUCAGCGUGGGGCCGGCAUGGGCGGUGGCAACGACGAGCGUGAGCAGACUCUGAACCAGAUCCUCACGGAAAUGGACGGCUUCGAGGGCAACAGUGGCGUCAUCGUCGUUGCUGCCACGAACAGGUCUGACAUCCUGGACAAUGCUUUGCUGCGCCCCGGCCGCUUUGACCGCCGUGUGCAAGUCGGCCUCCCAGAUGUCAAAGGCAGGGCACAGAUCUUGGAAGUUCACGUCAAGAACAAGAAGCUGGACGGUGAGAUCACGCUCAUGGACAUUGCCAAGCGCACUGCGGGCUUUUCUGGUGCCGACUUGGAGAAUCUCAUGAACGAGUCGGCCAUCCUCGCGGCACGUCGCAACAAGAAGGCGAUCAGCAUGGAUGAGAUCAACGAUGCCACGGACCGAGUCAUCGCCGGUCUGGAGGGUCGGGCACUGCAGGACAACGCGGCAAAAAAGCUCAUCGCAUACCACGAGGCUGGACACGCCAUUGUCGGCACUCUGCUCCCGUACCACGACCCUGUCAACAAGGUGACUCUGAUCCCUCGUGGGCAGGCGAAGGGCCUGACUUGGUUCACUCCCGGAGAGGACCAGAGCCUGAUCUCGGCCGCCAUGCUCAAAGCCCGCAUCGCCGGCGCCCUGGGUGGACGGGCAGCGGAGCAGCUUGUGUUUGGAACCAGCCAGGUGACCACUGGUGCUGGCGGCGACCUCCAGCAAGUAGAGCGAAUGGCCCGGGCUAUGGUCACACAGUUCGGCAUGUCAGAGGUGGGCUCCCUUGCCAUCGAUGACGGCGGUUUCAUGGGCCCCGACUACUCCGAGGAGCUGAGUGAGAAGAUCGACACAGCCAUCAAGCAGAUCUCGGAUGAUUGCUAUCUCAAUGCCUUGAACAUCCUUAUGACGAAUCGUGCUUGCCUCGACCGAGUGGCAGACGAGCUGACGGAGACGGAGACCAUGACUGGCGACCGUCUUCGGGAGAUCAUCGCCGAAUACGUGGAGGUCCCCGAGACCGCGCUUGCCGGCGCAGCGGCAGCGGCAGCCCUCCUCGCAGCUCCCAGCUUCAUCGCCCCCGGCGCCGGAGAUGCCCCACGCCAGAUGCAGGCCCAGACACGCAGCCAAGUCGGCAGCACUUCGACUAGUGACGAGGCCAGCCACCUGAACAUGGCAGCUGCCGGUGCGAGUGCGGCGGCAAUGGGUGCAGUCGCAGCCAUGGGCCCGCGCCGAACAGCCAAGCGCAGCCGAGCAGUGGUAGCUACGCAGGCGCAGAGGGGGCAGGAGAGCCCCAAAGGACUUUCCGAGCUGGUGGCCUUGGCCGAGCAGCUUCUGAGGCAACCAGAGCCACAACAGCUGGCGCUUCUGGUGCAGCAGCUCCAGGCCUUUGCCGCAGCAGAACUGCGACGUGGUGCCGCCCUCUCUGGCCCGACUGCCCGAGCCUUUGCUGAAGUAGCCACCGGUGCAAGCGAUGUGCUGCGCGAGGGCACUGAGAAACAGCUGCGCUGGGCAGCCGGUGCUGCCGCAUCCUUGCUGUUGACUUUCAGUGUCAGCCUGCAGCCUGCCAUGGCAGCGGAUGUCGUGAACUACUCUGACUUCAUGGAUUCCGUCAACCGCGGUGAUGUCGAGAUGGUGCGCGUCCAGGAUGAUCAGCUUUCGGCACAGUACACGACCAAGGAUGGCGCUCGCCAUGAGGUGAACUUAAUCCCCAAUGCUCAGGUCGAGGACCAGCUGUUCAAUACUUUGGCACAAAAGAAGGUGGAUGUCGUCAUGCAGACCCCUGGUGCCAACCAAGGUGGGCCCUUAGACUUCCUGGCACGCUUUGCCGGCCCCAUUGCGUGGCUCAUCGCCGGUCUCCUCUUUCUGUUUGGAGGUGCGGGCAUGGGAGGGCCUGCCGGACCCGGCGGCCCAGGCGGCAACCCUUUCGAGCUGGGGAAGUCGAAGGCUCGGAUCAUCAAGGAUGGGGACACGAAGGUCAAGUUCGCAGAUGUGGCUGGAUGCGACGGUGCCAAGCUGGAGUUGGUGGAGGUCGUCGACUUCCUGAAGAACACCUCGCGCUACUCGGAUCUCGGUGCCAAGAUCCCCAAGGGCGCCCUCCUCGUUGGCCCGCCGGGUACAGGCAAGACACUACUGGCCAAGGCCGUCGCCGGAGAAGCUGGUGUUCCCUUCUUCAGCAUCUCUGCCUCGGAGUUCGUGGAGAUCUUCGCAGGCAUCGGUGCCUCGCGGGUGCGCGACCUUUUCGAGCAGGCCAAGAAAUCUGCCCCCUGCAUCAUCUUCAUCGACGAGAUCGAUGCGGUCGGCCGUCAGCGCAGCGCAGGCUUUGGACAGGGCAACGAUGAACGGGAGCAGACGGUGAAUCAGCUUCUGACCGAGAUGGAUGGUUUCGAGGCGAACAAGGGUGUCGUGGUGAUUGCGGCCACGAACAGGGCAGACAUCCUUGAUCAGGCCUUGGUGCGCCCGGGGCGCUUCGAUCGCCAGAUCCAGGUGGACCCACCUGAUGUGCAGGGCCGCUCCGAAAUCCUGAAGGUCCAUGCAAAGGGUAAGAAUCUGGCGCCCGGCGUCGACCUUACUGCCAUUGCCAGACAGACGCCCGGCAUGUCCGGCGCAGACCUUGCCAACUUGUUGAACGAGGGCGCCAUUACGGCGGCACGGCAGAACAAGGCGGAGAUCGACUCCGACGACAUCUUCAAUGCCCUCGAGCGCAUAGCUAUCGGCCUGGAGAAGAAGGAUGCGGUGAUGUCUGAGCAGAAAAAGAAGUUGGUCGCAUACCAUGAGGCCGGUCAUGCCAUCCUGGGGGCACUGAUGAACGAUUAUGACAUCGUGGCAAAGAUCAGCAUCGUUCCUCGUGGACCAGCUGGUGGUGUCACUAUCUUCAUGCCUUCCGAAGACAGGCUCAACUCUGGACUGUACUCGAAGGAGUUCUUGGAGAACCGCAUGUGCGUCGCGCUUGGUGGCCGUUUGGCUGAGGAGAUCAUCAACGGCAAGGACAAUGUGACCACUGGUGCCUCCAAUGAUUUCCAGCAGUGCACACAAGUCGCAAAGCAGAUGGUCAUGUCUCUGGGCAUGUCCCCGGAGAUUGGCCAGCGACUUCUCGGAGGACAGCAGGGAGGAGGACCUUUCAUGGGCCGUGACUUCAUGGGCCAGGGCGCCCCUCCCAUGUCGCAGGCUCUGAAGCAGAAGGUGGAUGCCGAGGUCAAGCGCAUCGUUGACGAGCAGUACCAGCGUGGAAUGACGCUCCUGCGGGAUAACAUGUACCUCCUGGAUGAGCUUGCGAAGCUCUUGAUGGAGGAGGAGAAGGUGUCUGGGGAGCAGCUCAUGAAACUGAUCAACAAGGCAGCUGCAGAGGGCAAGCUCAUCAUGGGCAAUUCUCAAAUGGCUGUGGCAGCCUACACGGGCGAGGUAAUCGAGACAACGGCUGAGGUUUCCAUGCCUCGUAAAACACAGUGCGUCCACCCGGACAAGCCGAUGAUGCUUCUCGGUGGGCAGUUCGCAUGCGCCGACUGCCCUCGUCGUGGCUUCUGUGGCUCCACUCGUGCUGCGCCGCGGGAUGGCAAGGCCGCCCGCAGCGCUGUUGCUCGGCUCGGGCUGGCAACGCCAGAGGCGGAGAGCCGAGAAUCGACGAGCGAGGAAGUGAUGCGCCGCGUGAAGGACAUGGCCUCCGAGGUUUCCACGGGUGCUGCGCUGCCUGAGCACGUGGUGAAGCACGCCGCGGUGCAGGUCCUCGCCGCCCUGGCCGCCACCGCAGCACCGCUCGCAGCCAAGGCAGACGAUGUCCCCGCACUGCAGUCUGUGGGAGCACCGCAGAUGCAAAUGCAGCAGCCUGGUGGGGGUGGCUUCGCCCGGGUCACCGGGCGUGUGACCUACUCACGUCUCCUCGAGUUCGUGGACGAGGGCUCUGUGAAGCGUGUGGACUUCUACGACCUUGGUCGCACGGCGGUUGCCACCGUUUCUGUGGGUGGCCGCGAGCAGCAGCUUGUGUGCGAUCUUCCAGGAGCCACCACGGGCCUUAUCGAGAAGCUCACGACAAAGGGUAUUUCCAUCGAGGUCCACCAGCCGGAGAAGCCCAACCCUUUGUUCAACGUGCUCGGUGAUGUUGCCUUCCCGCUUCUGCUGAUCGCCGGCCUGCUCUUCCUGCGCUCCCGCGCACCGGGUGGCGGCGGCAUCCCAGGCUUUGGCAACCAGGGCCAGGCGAAGAUUAUGAUCACGCCAGAGACGGGCGUGAAGUUUGAAGACGUGGCCGGGAUUGACGAGGCGAAGGAAGAGCUCAUGGAGAUCGUGGAUUUCCUCAAAGCACCAGAGAGGUUCGUGAAGGUUGGUGCCAAGAUUCCCCGUGGCGUCCUGCUGACGGGGCCUCCUGGCACUGGUAAGACACUGAUGGCCAAGGCUCUUGCCGGCGAGUCUGGUGUGCCAUUUAUCCAGUCAUCAGCCUCUGAGUUCAUCGAGCUCUUCGUCGGUGUGGGUGCUUCUCGCGUGCGGGACAUCUUCAAGCAGGCGAAGGAGAAAGCGCCCUGCAUCGUCUUCAUUGACGAGAUUGAUGCUAUUGGUCGUCAGCGUGGGGCCGGCAUGGGCGGUGGCAACGACGAGCGUGAGCAGACUCUGAACCAGAUCCUCACGGAAAUGGACGGCUUCGAGGGCAACAGUGGCGUCAUCGUCGUUGCUGCCACGAACAGGUCUGACAUCCUGGACAAUGCUUUGCUGCGCCCCGGCCGCUUUGACCGCCGUGUGCAAGUCGGCCUCCCAGAUGUCAAAGGCAGGGCACAGAUCUUGGAAGUUCACGUCAAGAACAAGAAGCUGGACGGUGAGAUCACGCUCAUGGACAUUGCCAAGCGCACUGCGGGCUUUUCUGGUGCCGACUUGGAGAACCUCAUGAACGAGUCGGCCAUCCUCGCGGCACGUCGCAACAAGAAGGCGAUCAGCAUGGAUGAGAUCAACGAUGCCACGGACCGAGUCAUCGCCGGUCUGGAGGGUCGGGCACUGCAGGACAACGCGGCAAAAAAGCUCAUCGCAUACCACGAGGCUGGACACGCCAUUGUCGGCACUCUGCUCCCGUACCACGACCCUGUCAACAAGGUGACUCUGAUCCCUCGUGGGCAGGCGAAGGGCCUGACUUGGUUCACUCCCGGAGAGGACCAGAGCCUGAUCUCGGCCGCCAUGCUCAAAGCCCGCAUCGCCGGCGCCCUGGGUGGACGGGCAGCGGAGCAGCUUGUGUUUGGAACCAGCCAGGUGACCACUGGUGCUGGCGGCGACCUCCAGCAAGUAGAGCGAAUGGCCCGGGCUAUGGUCACACAGUUCGGCAUGUCAGAGGUGGGCUCCCUUGCCAUCGAUGACGGCGGUUUCAUGGGCCCCGACUACUCCGAGGAGCUGAGUGAGAAGAUCGACACAGCCAUCAAGCAGAUCUCGGAUGAUUGCUAUCUCAAUGCCUUGAACAUCCUUAUGACGAAUCGUGCUUGCCUCGACCGAGUGGCAGACGAGCUGACGGAGACGGAGACCAUGACUGGCGACCGUCUUCGGGAGAUCAUCGCCGAAUACGUGGAGGUCCCCGAGAAGCUUGCGGCCGUGUGA